CGCUGUUGGAUUGGUCGAUAAUUAUUAACAUUACCUAUCAUCAUUUCUGAUUGGCCCGUUUCUGGAGGAAAAAACAAAUUUUUCCUGCGCUAAUUUAAAAAAAAAAAAUCCUAAUGCAAGUGAUCUAGUCUAAGACGUAUCGUGUUUACAAGGAAGAGAGGGAUGCUCGCUGAGAAUCAUCAGUCUUAAAUUUGAGAACUAUGACCAUAAACGCUGCUCGUGAAUCAGCAGAAGACAAGAGACAUCUGCUCUAACGUGUCGUGAGAUUUUUUUUUUAGCAAUAUAUUUAGUUAUACGCCAGAGAAUAUACGUAAGAGAAAAUACGUUCGGAAAUAACGUCAUUUCUGCGGUAAAAAAAAUUAACGAAAAAAAACCCCACGUUUAAUGACAUUAUUAUUAGAACAGGGAUUUUUUUAUAAAAAGUGUAAAGAAAUCCAGGUUUCGCUUUGAGAGGCAAUUUGUAAUCCAGGGAAUUAAUGGCAUUUUUGCGACACAGACACCUGUUGGGCUGACUCUACCAAGUCUGCUGUACGCGUAGGCGGCGUCACAUUUACCGUCGGCCAUGGAUUGGAGGCACCCCAACGCCAAAGCUCUCUUUAUGGUGGAGAAGAACAAGCCGUCAGAGGAGCCGGGCGAACACAAGAGGUGGGUGCUGGCUGGCCACGGCCACGGGGCAGAUACACCAGCCAGGGGACGUCAGAGCUGAUCACGUGAAUAAACACCAGGCCCAGUCGCCUGUAUUUGUUUAUUAUAUGACACUUAAGUUGAUAAUAUUCAGUGAAGUACUUCAUUUAUCAUGGUAUUUACCACAGUACUUCAUUUACCAAAAUAUUUAACACGGCACACGGUACUUCAUUUAUCAUGGUAUUUAUCACAGUAUUUAAUUUACCAUGGUAUAGUGGGAGGGGGAGAGACUGCAUUCUGGUUGCCAACAUAGGAAAUAAGUAAAACAAAGUAAGAUUAAACCCGAAAAAGGAACGCAACAAAUCAACCAACGUGUCGGCAGGAAGUCUUCGUUAGCGAACAAACUACAUAAAAAAACAGAAUAAAAUAUUUAAAAAUGUAUAUAAAUAUAGCACUUAACUGGGAAGUAGUGUCCGAGAGGGCAGCAAAAGAAUUGUGACAGAAAAUAAGUGGGUGAGGAUUAAAUAGGGAAGAGGGAAAGAAAAGAGGAGAAGUCUGUCCACUGUGACGUGGAGGGGUGGGGGCUAGGCUUAAGCUGUGAUCAGAGACACGACGUUCAUGCCAUGCGGUGUCAAGGUGCCACAUGUCAGGAUAAGCUUAGGUCACACAUUCACCCGACUGGGUGUGUUCACGCUAGAAACGGUCGCAUUAAUUGUGAAGCCCGCCUUGCCCUGUUGUUUUGUUGCGUUUCCUUUUUCACGUUUAGCCUUACUUUGUUCUACUCAUUUCCUAUUCAUUCACCAAUUGUUUUUAAACGACAAAGCACCACGUCAUCUCACUGUAAUGUAACGAUGCUGCUGGGUGUCUUCCACGGCUUGACGUGUAAAUAGUUUUCAAUAUACAUUUGUUUUGUUUUAUUUAAUUAAUGGACGUUAAUUAAUUUCUAAGUUCAUGAUUAUGUUUGGUAAAAUGUAUGUACAGCGUGGUGAGCCCAGCCCUAGUCUGUGGAACCACGCUAUAUGAGACCACUUAUAAUAAUCAUAAUAAUAAUAAUAAUAACAUUAUUAAUAAAAUGGUGUAGCACUAAGACAUCCAAUGACAAUGUAACACGACAUUUACUGAGAACUCCGCCACGACUUUUAAACACAAUUUACCCAGGCACCCAAAGACAAAGAACGGCGACAUUUAACACCAAACUCUUUUUUAAGUUUCACCCCUGACUUCAACACAUUUUAAACACAUUUUAAACACUUUUACGUCUUAUAUCAAAAGUCUUUAUUUGACUUAUGAUUAUGAUUUUUACUCAUUGUAGUGUCUCUAUCCCCCCCCCCUUUUUUCCAACCAGGUAUGCGCGCUUUGUAAGGAAUGCGCCCCUGUACGGACUGUGCACCCGGGACUUCGAGCGGGACCACCGGCCCGUCAGCUGGCCGCCGGGAACCGAAUAUCAGUACGCUUACUGCAGUAACUACCGGGGCCUACUCCCACCCAUUGAGGACACCAAGAGGCGGGACUGGUCACAGUGUGAGACCCAGCGAUAUGCCCCGAAGCCACCCGAACACCCAUUAUAUAAGGUACAUGAAACACAGGACUAUCGCCUACAUAAGUUUGAUCAAACACAAGAAUAUCCACUAUAUAAGUGAUAUCAAACACAGGAAUAUCCAAUAUAUAAGUUAUAUCAAACACAGGAAUAUGCACUAUAUAAGUUAUAUCAAAUACAUAAAUGUCCAUUAUAUAAGAUGUAGUUAACAUAUGAACUUUAAAUGUGUACGUUUAAAAAAAAUUAAAUAAUCCUUCCAAUAGUGGCAAACUCUCGACACCACGUGUUUGCCUUGAGACUUACGGAAAGCGCACUUUCGCAUUUGCUGGUCCAACAAUUUGGAACGCCCUUCCUGUCGAUCUUAGAAACAACCAGACACUGGAGUCCUUUAAAACCGAUCUAAAGACACAUCUAUUCCGCAAAUACCUUCUGGGAUGAUUGUCUACCUUAUUUUCCAGUUAAUGCAUAAUGGCUGUGCUGCGUAUGGUUGAAAUGGCUAGAAAGACUUUGACAUUGUAUGUUUGUAAUUAGUUUUUGUAGUGUUGCGUUUGUUUUAAAUGUGGUAAAUUAUAGAUUUGUAUUUUGUUGACUUUGUACCGCGCUUCGAGCCUUUGGGGAUGAAGCGUGUUUUUGAAAUGAACUUUAUUAUUAUUAUUAUUAAUAUUAUAUUUGGACGCUAAUAUGUUUGACGGGCCAGGAAGACCCAAGAGGGGACGGUUUCAAGAUCAGUGGUCCCACAGAAGAGACUCGGGACCAUCGUUUCCACUGGCCAUUUUUUUUUUUGUUGGACACAUGAUCGUUCGUCUUAGUUCGUUCUUCAUUACGUGUCUUCUUUUAUACACAGAACCUCGCAGCCUGCGGUACAAAUCCGGUCCUCAAAACGUCAUGCAAUAACUCAAGCGGUCGGAAAUCUGCGGCUCUAUAACCGCAUGCCGUACUCUGCAUAAAUCAAUGCGUCUCUUUUCAUUAUGAAACAUUUAAAAUUUUAAUUAUCCAUAUUAAUCCAUUAAGAAAAAUUCCAACCCGGCAGCCGCUAAGAAAACAUUUUAUUAAGAGAUUUAAUUCACAAUAAAGUUGUCCUCGCUCAGAUAGAUGGUUGGCAACCUGCACCCGCCACCCCCCCCCCCCCCCCCCCCAUAAAUAUAAAAUGUAAAUACCAGACACAGUAAAUGAUAUCUAGCACAUCAAUUCAUUCGCUAGCCAGCGCGGCCAUUUAUUCCCAAUCCAUCACAUCCAUUCAUUAUCCACCAUAUUCCACAACAUCCAUUUAUACACUAUUCACCCUAUCCAUUCAUUCCUAUCCAGCCAAUUCAAUCAAUCAUAUCAACCACGUCCAUUUAUUGCAACAAACCAUUCUUUAUCCAAUGCAUUCGCUUAUAUCAUCCAUUCAUCCAGAAUGAAGGGGUAUGCAUUAUUUCAUUUUAAAAAUGCUUAAUUAUCCAUAUGUUCCGUGUUAUCCAACAAUUACAUAUGGUAUCCAUCCAUUACAAACUGUCAUUUAUUAAUCCAUGUAGACAUUCAACGUGUCCAUCCAUUGUAUUCCUCCCUAAACAAGCUCUACGAGCAGACCCCCCUCCCACUGCUGGACAAGCAUUACCGCGGCGCCCAGUAUUUACCCGAUGACCCCCUGGGGGUCCAGGUCCCAGAAGAGCUGACCAGAUGCCGGGAGCUGGUGGACGGUUCUCACACCAUGAUCGGCUUCAUGGAGCAUUUGGGUAACGAGUACACUCCAAACUAUCGCUACAAGGACUGGAUCGGUCGUCCACUGACAGAGGUAAGGUCGUCCACUGACAGAGGUAAGGUCGGCCACUGACAGAAGUAAGGUCGUCCACUGACAGAGGUAAGGUCGUCCACUGACAGAGGUAAGGUCGGCCACUGACAGAGGUAAGGUCGGCCACUGACAGAGGUAAGGUCGGCCACUGACAGAGGUAAGGUCGGCCACUGACAGAGGUAAGGUCGGCCACUGACAGGGGUAAGGUUGUCCAUUUAGUGAGGUAAUGUCACCCAAUUACAGGGGUAAUGUCGUCCACUGACAGAGGUAAGGUUGUCCAUUUAUUGAGGUAAUGUCAUGCAACUAAGUAAUUUUCAUUCGAUGAAAAAGUUAAUUUUACCCACUAGCAGAGGUAAUGCCAUGUAUCAGCGGCAUUGUGACCCAGUGACAGAGGUAAUGUUGAUCCAUUGACAGAGAUACAUCUGCUCCAUUGGCAUAUGCAACGUGUUCCAAUGGCAGAGGUAAUGUCAUGUUACUGAGGAAUUUUCAUUCAAAGGACAGAGUUUCCUCUCUGGCAGAAGUAAUAUUACGUCACCGAAGAGCUGUCACCCAUUGACAGAUAUAAUGUUAAAUAAUUGAUGUAAUGUUAAGUGGCUUCUGCUCAACGUGUAAAUUAUUUUUUUUUUUUUAAAGAAUCAAUCUAUCAAAGUGUGUAUCUUAAAUGUGCGCUUUGGUGAAUUGUUAACGUUUAAAAUGUGCGCAUGUUGGCAUGGCUCUCAAUGGCUCCAAGUGGACAGGAUGUGUCCAACAGUAAUGGCUUCAGUGGCUCCGAGUGGACAGGAUGUGUCCGACAGUAAUGGCUCUCAAUGGCUCCAAGUGGACAGGAUGUGUCCGAUAAUAAUGGCUCUCAGUGGCUCCAAGUGGACAGGAUGUGUCCGACAGUAAUGGCUUCAGUGGUGCCAAGUGGACAGGAUGUGUUCGAUAAUAAUGUCUAUUAAUUGACAAACGUGGCAAAUGUAACGGAAUGUAAUUCUUUCAUUUUAUAAUUAUUGAUAAAUAUUGUGGUUGUGGUGGUCGUUGGAAAGAGCAGAAUUAACACCCAAAAAUUUUUUUUUAAAAAUAUGAUCUUGAUAAGGCUGUGAUGGAACUCGGUAUGCAAGUCUUAGUGACGUCAUAUUACGAACCAUGUGAUAUGUUCGUUUAAUAGACUACGACGGUUCGUCCCUUGCAGAUUCUGUUCUUGUGCUAUUCACACGAUAAUUGUAUUUUCUGAACAACGUGCUUUCACACGAUAAUUAUAUAUUCUGUAACACGUGCUAUUCACACAAUAGGUGUAGAUUCUGUAGCUCGUGGUAUUCAUGCAAUAGUUGUAGAUUCUGUAGCUCGUGGUAUCUACACAACAAUUGUAGAUUCUGUACCACGUGCUAUUCACACAACACAUAUUGAUAAAGAUUCGUGUGUUAUUCACACAAGACUUGUAAAUGACAAGACAGUUGUGUCCUCGACAGAUCACGAGGGAACUUGAAGCCAACCACACCCUCUACUGCCACCUGCCCGCGGCCCCGACCAGCCACUGGGAUUUCUACAACGUCGUGCGCAUGCGCAGGCCAGCCAAGCAGGUGAGCACGGACCCGCUGUACCGGAGGUGCCGCGUGAUGCCCAUCCCGGCGGACACCGGCAUCCCCAACCUCCUCGAGACCGGAGAGCUCUUCCACGCCGGCCGACUCAUCAACUACGGCUUCACGGACACGCCCUUCCAGGGACACGCCAACAAAACCGCGGUCAGAAGCUAGGAAGCGCAACCGAUGC
Molecule: messenger RNA, 5681 nt
Organism: Lymnaea stagnalis (great pond snail)
Lineage: Eukaryota; Metazoa; Mollusca; Gastropoda; Lymnaeidae
Source: the annotation of a GenBank genome assembly